This is a messenger RNA of Psammomys obesus (fat sand rat), 732 nucleotides long. RefSeq names its product prefoldin subunit 1 (gene Pfdn1). Gene Ontology annotation, biological process: protein folding. The transcript has 4 exons. Bases 54 to 422 code for a protein of 122 amino acids. Gene Ontology annotation, molecular function: protein folding chaperone. Lineage: Eukaryota; Metazoa; Chordata; Mammalia; Rodentia; Muridae. Gene Ontology annotation, cellular component: prefoldin complex; cytoplasm. The record is from RefSeq and is a predicted model, not a curated record.
UCCCCCGUCCCUUUCCGGCUCACGUCUAACGCAGGCGCACACAGUGCUCCAAUAUGGCGGCCUCCGUGGAUCUGGAGUUGAAGAAGGCCUUCACAGAGCUUCAAGCCAAAGUUAUUGAUACUCAGCAGAAGGUAAAGCUUGCAGACAUACAGAUUGAGCAGCUAAACAGAACGAAAAAGCAUGCACACCUAACGGACACAGAGAUUAUGACGCUGGUCGACGAAACUAACAUGUAUGAAGGUGUAGGAAGAAUGUUUAUUCUACAGUCCAAGGAAGUAAUUCACAACCAACUGUUAGAAAAACAGAAAAUAGCAGAAGAAAAAAUUAAAGAGCUGGAGCAGAAGAAGUCCUAUCUGGAGCGGAGCGUUAAGGAAGCGGAGGACAACAUCCGAGAGAUGCUGAUGGCACGAAGGGCACAGUAGGAGCUGCUGGGAAAGUUCUUCCUCCUGACCCCUCCAUCCUGUCAAGGCACGGGCUGCGCAGGGUGCUGGCCUCUCUGCCCCGUGGCCCCAGUCUCUCCAUCACCCCCAGGCCCCUGCAGGUCCCACCUGAAUGUUUGCCAUCCCUGCCCAGGACACUCUUUCCUGGGGCAAGCCAGCAGCUCUCAAUAGAGGGAAGACUGGAGGGCAGACGGGGAAAGCUGUGCAAGCCUGUCUAGGCACGUGGGUUAGACAAUAAAGUCUACGUCCUGCUUUUCUCCGGCUGAGGGGGGAGAGGCAAGUGUCUUCCUUA